Heterostelium album PN500 is the source of this 3141-nucleotide messenger RNA. RefSeq lists its product as uncharacterized. The record is from RefSeq and is a predicted model, not a curated record. Bases 1 to 3141 code for a protein of 1046 amino acids. Gene Ontology annotation, cellular component: endoplasmic reticulum membrane. Gene Ontology annotation, molecular function: sphingosine-1-phosphate phosphatase activity. The transcript is spliced from 5 exons. NCBI's taxonomy places the organism in Eukaryota, Evosea, Eumycetozoa, Acytosteliales, Acytosteliaceae.
AUGGAUUGUAUUCAACCAAUAACCACCGCAAAUGCCAAAAAGCAACGAAAAAAAGAAUAUCAGUCGGCUUUUAAAGGUAUUUCCUUUUCAACCACUUCAAUCAGAGAGGUACUUCUGAAAGAAUACGAGAGAGAAAUACCAAUCAUUUUAAAGAUACAAAGUUAUAGAAAUCCAUUUUUAGAUCGUUUUUUUGGCUUUGCUAGUUAUCUUGGAGAAGAGGAAUUUUAUAUUUUAUCACUACCGAUUACAUAUUGGUUUGUUUCUCGAAUUCUUGCCAUUGAGUUGUGCAUUCUGCUGGCACUCUCUAUUGGCAUCGGUAAUAUGUUGAAGAAUACGUUUUUGCUGCCACGUCCACCACCCGCUCAGGUGUGGAUUCACACCGCGCCACAGAAGGAUCACGGAAUGCCAUCGACGCACACAUCGUCGUCGGUUUCGAUUCAGUUCUACUACUUCCUCUUCCUCUACCAUAUUCACCCGGUGGUCGACCCCAUCAUUCCCUACCCAGUGGCACUGGUCGCUGUGUUGUUUAGCAUCGCCAGUGUCAUGAUGAGCCGUCUCUACAACGGUCAUCACACCCCGAUGGACGUCAUCGGUGGCUUCACCAUUGGAUCACUCAGCUGCUUUGCAUUCGCUUACAAACUGCGUCCCUACUAUGUGGAGGCGGUUAGCGACGUCACCGGCAUUGCGCCGAUCGCCAUGAUCACAAUGGCGUGUCUCGCCAUCUUGAUCCACCCACAACCCAAAACACCGACUCCCGCCUAUCCCGAGAGCGGUCUCGUCUUUGGUACUGCACUCGGUGCCUACCUCUCCAGUUGGAUCUUCAUUACCCAUUCAUCAUUCUAUCAUCACAUGGUCGACGGACACAAUGAACAUUUCCUAACCAACUUUUUCACUUCUUUCCCAUUGAUUUUCACAUUUUUAAGAUUGGUAUUUGGUGUUGUUGUUGUAUUAUCAGUAAAGAUUUUAGCAAAGAAAGUUUAUUAUUUUGUCUAUUCGAAUUUCGUUUUGCCAUUGAUUAGCGGUAUCAACAAGAAGAAGAUACCACAACAGACUACAGUCGAGGCAUUCGGUAAAUUGUUUACCUACUGCAUGGUUGGUGGAUUUCCCUUACGAUCUCGAAAACCAUCGUACAGAGACAUUGGCAUUCCAUCAACUACAACAACAACAACAAUCGAUAGUAAUAAUGAUCUCGACAAUGAAGCUACAUCGCUCAAGGAGUUUCAAGAGAAACAAUUGGAACAACAAUUGAACAAUCAAGCGAAUGGCGGUGGCGGUGCUGCUGCUUCGUCUUCUUCGAAUGAUGUGGUGAAUGCAUCAUCAUCGUCGACUACCACCACCACCACCGGCAAUACAACGACGACUGCUGUUGCCGUGGAGGCGUCUUCGUCGUCGUCGACGUCGUCGCCACCACCCUCGUCGACGCCAUCACCCUCACAGAGCACCAUUGCCAAGAUAAACGAUUUGCAAAUGGAUUUUGAAUUGAAACGUAGUGAGAUGCGAGCGAAACUCAAACUGCUGGAUCUGAGACUGGCCGAGCUUGGCACGAGCAAGGAAUCGCUGUUUCUUCUCUUGAAAUCGGUUCUCAGUGAAGAGGACAAACGCAAACAACAAGAACAACUCAGAUUGCAAGAAUUGAGAAAACAAGAAGAACUACAACUGCAACAACAACAACAAUUGAGAUUGAAACAACAGCAACAACAACAACAGUUGCUUCAACAACAAUAUCUUCAAGCUCAACAACAACAACAAAUGAUGCAUGGUAACAACAACAUGAAUAAUAAUCUAAUGAUGAGUGGUAAUAACAAUAUGAAUACUCAACAACUCCCUCAAACUCAACUGCAACAACAGCAACAACAACAACAACAACAAAUGAAUGGUAAUAGCAUGAAUAAUCAACAACUGCCUCAAACUCAACUACAACAACAACAACAAAACUUUAAUAACUAUAAUAACAGUAAUACGAAUCAAAGAUUCAUGCAAAUUAAUAAUAAUAAUCAACAACAACAACAGCAACAACAAUAUAGUAAUAGUAUGAUGCAAGGUAGUGCUCAUUAUAAUAGUAACAAUAAUAACAACAACUAUAAUGGUUAUAAUAGUAAUAUGAACUAUGAUAACUAUAAUAACAAUAACAAUAAUAUGAUGAUUAGUAAUAUGAACAAUACAAACAUGAACAAUACUAAUAUGAAUAACACUAUGAGUACUAAUAAUAAUAUGAACAACAAUAUGAAUAAUACAAAUAUGAAUACUAAUAAUAUGUAUAGUAAUAAUAAUAAUUUUAAUAGCAAUUCAAACUAUAAUAAUAACUAUAAUAACAAUUUUAAUAAUAAUAAUAAUAAUAAUAACUUUAAUAAUAUGAAUGGUAAUGAAAGUUCAUAUGGUAACAAUCGAUAUAGUCAGAGUAAUAGUAAUAACAGUAACUACAAUUACAAUUCAUAUUCUGGUGCCAACAACAACAACAAUAAUAGUAACAACAAUUACAAUGGUAAUCAAUUUUAUCAACAACAACAACAACAACAACCAACUAACAAUAUGAAUAGUGUUGCUGGACAACUAUCUUCAUAUGAUUCAUCUCUAACACCAUCAGUAGUAGUAGAGAAUGGUAACAUUAAUAAUUAUCAACAGCAACAACAACCUAAUAAUAAUAAUAAUAUUUAUAUAUCACCUGCUUCACCUGCUUCAGAUUAUAAAUCACCUCAUCAUUAUAGUGGUACUGGUGGUAAUAAUGCAGGUGGUGGUGGUGGUGGUAUGCGAAACAAUGAUAAUCAUCUAUAUUCUCAUCAGAGAGACCGACCUUUCUACAGUAGAGAUCGUGGCGGUGGUGAGCGCGAACGAGAUAGAAGUCGUGACAGAGACAUGAUGAGAGAUAGCUACGAUGAUAUGGACGGUCGUGAUCUCAGAGACUCUCGUGAUCUAAGAGAUAGUCGUGACAACAGAGAGAGCAUGAGAGACAACAGAGACUAUCGUGACAAUCGUGAUAGCAGAGGCAGAGGAGAUGAUAAAGACAACAGAGAUGAAAGAGAAAACAACAACAACAACAACAACAACCGAGACAACAGAAAUAAUCGUAGAUUUUACAAUAAUAACAAUAAUAGACCUUUCAAUAAUUAUAAUCGUCGUGGAAGAGGUGGAUAUAGGAUGUAG